This is a messenger RNA of Arabidopsis arenosa, 2929 nucleotides long. The record is from the annotation of a GenBank genome assembly. Lineage: Eukaryota; Viridiplantae; Streptophyta; Magnoliopsida; Brassicales; Brassicaceae.
GUAGUAGAAUCAAAACGUACGUCUUAAAAACUAUGGGAAGUAUCGUGGAGCCAUGGGCAAUCGCCGAGAACGGAAACGCAAACGCGACCGCAAAAGGGUUAAGCAGGGAGCUGCGACAUGGGAGAACAGCACACAACAUGUCUUCAUCGUCGUUAAGAAAGAAAUCAGACCUGAGAUUGAUUCAGAAAGUUCCAUGCAAAACUCUCAAGAACAUUCUCUCUAAUCUUCAAGAAGUCAUUCUUGGUACUAAGCUUACUCUCUUGUUUCUCGCCAUCCCUCUCGCCAUUCUCGCCAAUUCUUACCACUACGGUCGUCCGUUGAUAUUUGGCCUGAGCUUGAUAGGGCUGACACCUCUAGCUGAGCGAGUUUUGGAAUUGGUUGGAAACGCAGCGAGGGAUAACAAGAAGACUAGGUUGGUGCCACGUCACAUUAAUCUUGCGGUGUGGAACGAUGAUGAGCCGAGCAAGUUGCAAAGAAUGUUGGUGGCUGAGAGAUGGAGAUUCAACAGAGGAAAAGCCAGGCUAUUCAUGGUAAAAAAACUUCUACAAGAUGGAACUUGGAGUAAAGUGUUCAAUGUGAUAUUUUGCAAAGGAUCAAAAGUUGGAGACCUUAAUCAUCUCAUUUAUGCAACCCUGAUAGAUGCAGUUCUUGGAGACCUUAAUCAACUUGAGCAUGGGGAGAGGAACAGGAGAAAGCUAGUUAGGCUUCAAGAAGUUCGUCUCUUUCCUUCACCUCUAAAAGUUGCUUGCUUUUACUAUUUUAAGCUAGCUGGCCUCAUGAAGCAACUAGCUUUCUACACUGGUCCAACAGUGGGAGGUUUGUUGAACGCGACUUGUGGAAACGCAACGGAGCUGAUAAUCGCGAUACUAGCGUUGGCCAAUAACAAAGUGGCAGUGGUGAAAUACUCUCUAUUGGGUUCAAUUCUCUCAAACCUUCUCUUGGUUCUUGGCACUUCCCUCUUCUUUGGUGGUAUCGCCAAUAUCCGCCGCCAGCAGCGGUUCGACCGGAAACAAGCCGAUGUGAACUUCUUCUUGCUGCUUAUGGGUCUGUUGUGCCAUUUGCUGCCAUUAUUGUUAAAAUAUGCAGCAACCGGUGAAGCAUCGACCUCUCUGAUUAACAAAAUGUCGCUCAGUCUCUCGCGGACAAGCAGCAUAGUUAUGCUUAUUGCUUACAUUGCUUAUCUCAUCUUCCAGCUCUGGACUCACCGCCAAUUUUUUGAGGCACAAGAGGAUGAUGAUGAUGAUGCAUAUGAUGAUGAGGUUACAGUUGAAGAAACUCCAGUGAUAGGAUUCUGGAGCGGAUUUGCUUGGCUCGUUGGGAUGACAAUCCUCAUCGCAUUGCUAUCAGAGUAUGUUGUGGCCACGAUCGAGGAUGCAUCGGACUCAUGGGGACUAUCAGUGAGUUUCAUAAGCAUCAUAUUGCUUCCCAUUGUUGGGAACGCGGCUGAGCACGCUGGAGCCAUCAUUUUCGCAUUCAAGAACAAGCUCGACAUAUCUCUAGGGGUUGCGUUGGGCUCUGCAACUCAGAUUUCUUUGUUCGUGGUCCCAUUGAGUGUUAUCGUUGCGUGGAUCCUAGGAAUAAAAAUGGAUCUCAACUUCAACAUCCUUGAAACUAGCUCUCUAGCUUUGGCCAUUAUCAUCACAGCCUUCACUUUACAGGAUGGAACUUCUCAUUACAUGAAGGGACUGGUUCUAUUGUUGUGCUAUGUCAUCAUCGCGGCCUGUUUCUUCUUCGACCAAAUUCCCCAACAUCAACCAAAUGACAGAGCGAUUCUCACUUUUCACCGUAUCCCUUCCCUCAAUUCCUCCUUACUAACCUUUUCUCCGGCCAAAUCCGGCACCGUUCACUUUCGCCGCCGUGUCCUGCGAAAUUCACCUCGCGGAGAUUUCGGUUUAGGUAGAUUCGCGUGCAUUUCUCUGGUGGAGAAAUGUGGUGAGCAGAGAGAAUUCGCUCCGACGACGGCUCAGCUCUUGAACAAUCCUCUUGCUAUUCUUGCUCUUGUUCCAAAAGAUGCUGCUAUCUUCGCCGCCGGUGCUAUUGCCGGAGCCGCCGCUAAAACUGUUACUGCUCCUCUUGACCGUAUCAAACUUCUUAUGCAGACACAUGGUAUACGACUUGGACAUCAGACUGCCAAGAAGGCGAUAGGAUUUAUCGAGGCAAUCACUUUGAUAGCUAAAGAAGAAGGAGUGAAAGGUUAUUGGAAGGGAAAUUUACCUCAGGUGAUAAGAGUGUUACCUUACAGUGCGGUCCAGCUUUUGGCUUAUGAGAGUUACAAGAACUUGUUCAAAGGUAAAGAUGAUCAGCUCUCAGUAAUCGGAAGACUUGCGGCUGGUGCUUGUGCUGGCAUGACAUCUACUUUGUUGACAUACCCUCUAGAUGUUUUGCGAUUGAGGUUGGCUGUCGAACCUGGGUAUCGAACAAUGUCUCAGGUUGCUUUGAGUAUGCUCCGUGAUGAAGGAAUCACAUCUUUCUAUUACGGUCUAGGACCUUCUCUAGUGGGGAUAGCUCCAUACAUUGCUGUAAACUUUUGUAUCUUCGAUCUGGUGAAGAAGUCUUUACCGGAGGAAUAUAGACAGAAGGCGCAAUCGUCCCUACUCACAGCUGUUCUUUCAGCUGGUAUUGCAACACUGACAUGUUACCCUCUAGACACUGUGAGACGACAAAUGCAAAUGAGAGGAACUCCAUACAAAUCAAUUCCGGAGGCAUUUGCUGGAAUUAUAGACCGUGAUGGGCUUAUAGGCUUGUACCGCGGCUUUUUACCCAAUGCAUUGAAAACUCUACCAAACAGCAGUAUUAGGCUUACAGCUUUCGACAUGGUAAAACGCCUUAUCGCCACAAGUGAGAAGCAGCUUCAAAAGAUCAACGAUGAUAAUCGGAAUCGAGACCAAGCUCAAUAGCCUCAUUUUUUAAAUAUAAUUGUUUCACAUGA